ACCUCUGUAAGGAGCUGGGAUCAAUCUGAAACUUCCAGGACUUGAAGACAGAUCCUGAGACGUCAGUAAACUGGCAGACCCCAAAUGUGGCAGCUUUUAGCAGCAGCGUGCUGGAUGCUUCUUCUUGGAUAUAUACGUGGUUGUGAUAAGAAAGGAAGAACCACAAAUCCUGAAGCUAAUAUGAAUAUUAGCCAGAUUAUUUCCUAUUGGGGCUAUCCUUACGAAAAGCAUGAUGUCGUGACUGAAGACGGUUAUGUACUCGGAAUUUAUAGGAUCCCUCAUGGAAAAGGAUGCUCCAGUAGAACAGCUCCAAAGCCUGUUGUGUAUUUGCAGCAUGGUUUAAUUGCAUCUGCCAGUAACUGGAUUUGCAAUCUGCCCAACAAUAGCUUAGCCUUCCUUCUGGCAGAUACUGGUUACGAUGUGUGGAUGGGGAACAGUCGGGGAAACACCUGGUCCAGAAAACACUUGAAAUUGUCGCCCAAAUCAUCAGAAUACUGGGCAUUCAGUUUGGAUGAGAUGGCUAAAUAUGACCUUCCAGCCACAAUUGAUUUCAUCAUAAAGAAAACUGGACAGGAGCGACUCUUCUAUGUGGGACACUCCCAAGGCACUACCAUAGCUUUCAUAGCAUUCUCUACAAAUCCAGAGCUGGCUAAGAGGAUCAAGAUAUUUUUUGCACUGGCUCCAGUCAUCACAGUGAAAUACACCCAAAGUCCCCUGAAAAGAUUAGCAAUUCUUUCCAGGCAAGUACUCAAGGCUUUAUUUGGUGAUAAGAUAUUCUACUCUCAUUCAUGGUUCAACCAGUUCAUCGCCACCAAGUUCUGCAACCAGAAGCUGUUCCAUCGUAUUUGCAGCAACUUCCUAUUUACUUUGAGUGGAUUUGAUCCCAGUAACUUAAACGUGAGUCGAAUGGAUGUUUAUUUGUCACAGAGCCCCGCAGGAACAUCUGUUCAGAACAUGCUACACUGGGCCCAGGCUGUUAAUUCUGGUCAGUUCCAAGCUUUUGACUGGGGAAACCCAAAUCAGAACAAGAUGCACUUCAAUCAGCUUACACCUCCCUUAUACAACGUUACUAAGAUGGAAGUUCCAACAGCAGUGUGGAAUGGUGGACAGGACCUUGUGGCUGAUCCCAAGGAUGUUCAGAAUUUACUUCCUAAAAUUUCCAACCUUAUUUAUUACAAGUGGAUUCCACACUACAAUCAUGUGGAUUUUUACCUUGGAAAGGAUGCACCGAAGGAAAUUUACCAAGACCUAAUUAGCUUGAUGGAACAAUGUUUGCAAAAUUAAAUACACAAUGUGACGGACAGACUCUAAGGUGACUCCAGUGAUUCUCACUCCCUGGUGUUCACACAUCUGUGUAAUCUCUCUCCCCUUGACUAUGGAUGGGACCUGUGACUUGCUUCUAACCAAUAGAAUUGGCAAAGGUGAGGGAAUGUCACACCCCAACUACCUUAUAUUAUAUAGGAAUCUGUCUUAGCAGACUGUUAACAAGAGAUUCUCUUUGUUGGCUUGAUGAGGUAAACAACCAUGUUGAAGGAGCUCACGUGGCAAGCAACUGUGCGCAGCCCCAAGGACCUGAGGGUGGCCUCCAGCUAACAGUCAGCAAGAAGCUCAGCCUUCAGUCAUACAGCCACAGUGAUAUGAAUUCUGCCCAAGACCUGAAUGAUCUUGGAAGUUUAUUCUUCCUUAGCUGAGCCUCCGCUUGAGAACACAGUCUGCUAACACUUUCACUGCAGCCUGGUGGGACCCUGAGCAGAGAGCCUAGCUAAGCCUGCCUGGACUCCUGACCCACAAAAACAGUGAGCUUAUAAAUAUGUGUCAUUUUAAGCCACUAAAUCCAUGGUAAUUUGUUACCAGCAAUAGUAAACAACGUGACCUAAAACCAAACCCAUUGCGGUUCAGUCAACU
Molecule: messenger RNA, 1905 nt
Organism: Trichechus manatus latirostris (Florida manatee)
Lineage: Eukaryota; Metazoa; Chordata; Mammalia; Sirenia; Trichechidae
Gene: LIPK
Product: lipase family member K
Exons: 10
Coding region: 85-1284 (399 amino acids)
Molecular function (GO): hydrolase activity, acting on ester bonds
Source: RefSeq, a predicted model, not a curated record